Styela clava is the source of this 1124-nucleotide messenger RNA. RefSeq lists its product as uncharacterized. Lineage: Eukaryota; Metazoa; Chordata; Ascidiacea; Stolidobranchia; Styelidae. The record is from RefSeq and is a predicted model, not a curated record.
AGCAAUAUUUCUCAUUACAUUCUACAAACGAAUAAAGAGGUUACAUAGCAAAUCGCAGUGUUUCGAAGUGGCCGAAUUUUUCUGAUCGUUUAUUCUAUUCAUUCUAACAUGAUUUUCAUAUAUUUUGAGCAGAAGUAGUGAUUAAAUUUGAAAUACAAAAGGGACAAGUUGCUGUCAUCAAUGCAAAUGAGAAUGUCUCUAUUUUCGUAUGCUUUUGCCUCUGUAGUUUUCUUGGUAUUGCUGUCGAGUCAGGUAGACAAAACACAUGCCGGCGUAUCAAAUGGUGUCAUGCAGAGAUGUGGAAAUAAUGCCCGUGAAUUUCUUAGAUGGUUUUGCAUGGAUUCUUCAUUUGACUUUCCGUUUCCAUUCAACCGAGUUUACAUCAUAAUGAGAUAUCGACCUCCAGUUAAAGGUCUCUAUCCUUUCCAACAUCAGGCUUCAGUAUGUUGUAGGUUUGGUUGUCCUGAGAGCGGGUAUCAGAAGAUGUGUCAUUAUCACAAAAAAAUACAAAAUUGUGAAAGAUAUUGGAAUCACCGUAUCAGAGCUGGCAGAAGAAAACGACGAUAUUCGCAUUGUCGUUUGUAACUUUGAAGUAGGGAAUCUACAACAAAUGAGGAUAUAUUCGCAAAGUGCUGGUCACUGAAUGCCACCUCAACUAACUUGCUUUACCCAGAAUGCAAACUACGACGAGUGUAUGAAGUUUAGUUAACAUACCCUCUACAUGAAUUUAUAUUAGUCCGGUUUCAUAUUAUAUAAAAUAAGCUGGUGACCAAGAUAUUCUCUUCUGAAUUCAUUACCAUUUUGAAUUUUGAAGUUUAAGUCAAAAUGUGACGUGUUAAACGCGACACAGAACAUUUUACAAGUCAUACAGUGUGUUUAUCACAAAAAUAAUUUUUUUGAGAUAUUGCUGGCGAUAUACUCUAGUUACCCGACAAUUCUAUGUCUCAAAUAGUUAUAGUAAUCUUAGGAUGAAAGUAAAAACGCUUUGUUUACGUAUAUAUGUAACGCUUGCUUGUCUUUUCUUAUUUGUCAAGUGCUUUAUUUUUUAGCGCAUUCAACUUUUUGUGGCACUUUUUUAUUUCAUUUUCGAGAAAUAUAAAAUUAAAUAAAAAUGAUAAAACUUG